This is a messenger RNA of Grosmannia clavigera kw1407, 270 nucleotides long. RefSeq lists its product as uncharacterized. Bases 1 to 270 code for a protein of 89 amino acids. The transcript has a single exon. Lineage: Eukaryota; Fungi; Ascomycota; Sordariomycetes; Ophiostomatales; Ophiostomataceae. The record is from RefSeq and is a predicted model, not a curated record.
AUGGAAGGGUUCGAAAAGCCCUGGACCCCUUGGACCCUGGGCAGCGGUUCGCUGUCCGGAAUGCAUGGCAGCCGGGGUCCUUUUGUCGUCCCGGCGGCCAUGCCAAAAGGGGCAGGGAUGGGCAAGCAUCAGAGCCCGGCCGUGUGCAUAAAAUUGCCCAUCAACAUGAUGGUACAAGUACGACGCGUGUCGUCGUCUCGCGGCCAUUCCAUCUCUGCCCCCAUCGUUCGCGGCACGAUAAGCACGGACGGACAUGAGCUGCAGAAAUGA